AGAGCCAAAGCAGACAGCGGCGGCGGCGGCGGAUGUGAGAGGGGCGUUCUAUGAGAAGGCAGUGGAAGCCUUCCUUCGCUCUGACAGACAGGCAUUAGAGGGGGUUGCACAAGGAUCCACCAGACACUGGCAGAACCAUGGCCACUGAAACCAUAUCUGCAUGCACUGGAUCAAGUCUACUGCAGCCCAUAAGCGAGAUUAUCGACCUUCCGUUAGACCAGGUGAACUUUGUGGUGUGUCAGCUGUUUGCGCUACUCACAGCUUUCUGGUUUCGCCUCUACCUGCACCCCAGUAAGACCAGCCCCUUCAUCCGGCAUGUGGUGGCCACUUUGCUGGGACUCUACUUCGCUCUCUUCUGCUUCGGCUGGUAUGCCUUGCACUUCCUUGUUCAGAGUGGGAUCACCUAUGGAAUCAUGAUCCUCGCUGGAGUGGAGCACAUACACAAGUACUGCCUGGUGGUUGCCCUGGGCUACCUCAGUUUCUGCCAGAUCACACGUGUCUAUGUCUUUGAUUAUGGGAUGUACUCGGCUGAUUUCACAGGGCCUAUGAUGGUCAUUACACAGAAGAUCACAAGUCUGGCAUUUGAAAUCCAUGAUGGGAUGGCACGCAAAGAGGAGCAACUCACCCCGAAUCAGAAGGUGCUGGCUAUCAGGAGAAUGCCCAGCCUGCUGGAGUACUUCAGCUACAGCUGUAACUUCAUGGGGAUCCUGGCCGGUCCCACUUGCUCUUACAAUGACUACAUCGCCUUCAUCGAGGGUGUGCCCUGCCGACACCGCCCCCUGGAGUCCAGCCGCCAGACCAACCACGAGAAGGGCAGGCCGACCGAGCCCUCACCAAACAUGGUGGUGGCCCGUAAGCUGGCCACGAGCUUCCUCUCGCUGCUGGUGUUUCUGUCUGUGUGUAAAGUCUGCCCUGUGGAACGCAACAUCGAUGACCACUUUAUCGCCAACACACCCUUCUACGCGCAGGUGGUCUACCUCUACCUGUCCAUGCUGACCACCCGGCCCAAGUACUACUUUGUGUGGACUCUGGCUGAUGCCAUCAACAACGCUGCCGGCUUUGGCUUCAACGGCUACGACAGUGAUGGCUCAGCUCGCUGGGACCUCAUUUCCAACCUGAGGAUACUCAACAUCGAGCUUGCCACAAGUUUCAAAAUGUUCUUGGACAACUGGAACAUCCAGACAGCACACUGGCUUAAAAGGGUGUGUUAUGAGCGCUGUCCCUACAAUCCCACUGCUGCCACUUUCCUGCUGUCGGCCAUGUGGCACGGAGCCUACCCAGGAUACUACCUCACCUUUCUUACCGGCAUUGUGGUCACACUAGCAGCCCGGGCAGUAAGGCAUAACAUACGGCCUCACUUCCUGCGUUCACCGUCUCACAAGCUGGUGUAUGACAUCAUCACGUGGGCGGGGACUCAGAUUGCCAUCUGCUACACCGUGGUGCCCUUCGUUCUGCUGUCAGUGGGGCCCUCCCUCAAGUUCUACAGGUCCUGGUACUUCUCUGUCCACAUUGCCUGUGUACUAAUAGCGCUGGCCCUGCCGGUAAAACCUCGACACCUGCGCAUGAAGGAGCAACAGCGUGCAGGUGGGCAGACGUCGCCUCAGCAGUAUGGCAUCAGCAGCAGCCAGGAUAAUCAUCAGUAUCACCACCACCACCACCACCACAAUAAUCACCAUCAGCAACACCAGCACCCCCCACAGGCCACAGACAGCAACUGCAUCCAGAAAGACAAAACGUCAUGAAGAUGAUUUGGGGGAAAGCUCAUAGACUAUUUCCCUCAUACGUCCCUUGUACUGUUCUCUCUGUGAAAGAGAGGUGGGGGGAUGGACAAAAAGAGUGUGUGAUAGAGAGAGAGAGAGAGAGAGAGAGAGAGAGAGAGACUUUGGACCACUGGACUGAUGCACAAACUCACACACAGCAAAAUAAACACUUGUUUGGACAAUUUGUUUUUUCUUUCCUAAGUAAGGUCUUAUGUGACUGUUUGCCUGGAAUAAACGUUCAGUUAAUUGUCCACAUACAGUGGGAUAAAAGCUUGGAUUAUUGUCAGUGCCAUACAAAUAUUGCCAGUGUACAGCAUUUCGCAAAGCUGCCUUGAGGUCCCUCAGAGGGUCAACACGUUUUUGGUCUUAGUCAGAAUGAUGUAGUGUGUGGACUGUCCAAAGGAAGAUUUCAUAGACUCAUAGAAAAGAGUGUGUUUGAGGAUAUCUAGUGUGUCAGAUUGGCUGCAUUGGGUUCUGAGGGGAGCAUAUGUCCCCGAGGAAAUGGAUGCGUGUGUGUGUGUGUGUUUUGUGUUUGUACAAGGACAAGGACAUUAAGGGGUAAAUGUUGGUGUCAUCCUCAUUCAAAGACCUGUAGGUGUGUAUAGGUCUUCUCCACCUGGUUCUGCUGAGAUUAGUUGGUGUUAGUCUGAAAUCCUACCACACCGAGAUAAACACAGAGGACUGAACUGGUUCUGAAUUAGACAUCAGCUAGAUGUUGAGGGAUCAGCAUUGUGUCUUUCUCUUUUCUUCUCCUCAGCCAAAAAUAUUUCAUUCUCACGUGAACUUUAAAACGGGUUCACAGCAACAAUGCUUUCUGUCUGUGCUUUAUGAUAUGGCCUGUUGUUGUCUUGCGUUGAAUUUUUCAUUACGUUAACCACAAACUGUAUUCAUGAUUAACCGUAGGGGUUGCUCACAUACAGCAAUGCCUUUGUAAAAGGCCUCAUCAGCGCAUUUCUACACAGUCACAGUGGCUUAUCACAGCGCGUAGACCUCCCUCCACUCCACAUGGCAAACAGAGAGUACCGAAAUAUCAUUAAUGUAAUUCUACUGUAUGGUGGUUGUUGAGAAAAUUCAGAUGUCCAGGAAUUAUCUGUAAGUUGGCAGAUCCCAGCCUGUGGUGUGAUUAGUCAGGACCAAGUCUGAUAGUGGUUUUGCACACAAAAAAGAGACAAGAGACCGUGGCGUUUCACUUCUAAUGCUCCUGUCCUGACUGUAAGCCACGUAAGACAUUUAAGACAUGUUUCAACAAGUAUUAUGGGUCAAUGAAUUUUCAACUUUUAGCCAUUCUGGCAAAAUGUCCAUGUUGGGAAACCUGGAAUUUUUCUUGUUUUUGUAUUAUAUGAUGUGAUUAAAAAUGAUUUUUGCAA
This is a messenger RNA of Alosa alosa (allis shad), 3127 nucleotides long. It is a transcript of the gene mboat2b, whose product is annotated as membrane bound O-acyltransferase domain containing 2b. Gene Ontology annotation, biological process: lipid modification. The coding region runs from base 138 to 1742 and encodes 534 amino acids. Gene Ontology annotation, cellular component: membrane. Gene Ontology annotation, molecular function: acyltransferase activity. The transcript is spliced from 13 exons. The record is from RefSeq and is a predicted model, not a curated record. Lineage: Eukaryota; Metazoa; Chordata; Actinopteri; Clupeiformes; Clupeidae.